AUGAUUGGAGAUCUUUUAUGGAAAUUAUCUUUAAAAGAACAAAAAGACACAAAGAAUCAACAGUACAUAUAUUCAUUAUUAGAUAAUGAUGAUUAUCAUAGAGUUGUUUUUAUAGAUUUUGAUGAUCUAAUGAUUAAUGAGGUUAAGAAAAAUAAACAAAUUCAUUUUAAAAAAAAGAUAAUUUAUUACUGGUAAAGAGGAUGCCUGUAAUAAUUUUUUAGAGGUUAUACUUUGGGUAGAAAUUUGAUAUAUGACUGUUCAGAAUCUAUUCGGAAGGAAGUUGUAAAAAUAGAUUAUUUAGAUCAAUUUUUAAUAAUUUCAUCAAUAAGUGGAGAAACUGGAUCAGGAUUUACAUCAUUACAAUUAGAAAAUUAACAGAGGAUUAUGGAAAGAAAAUAAAAUGUAAUAUAUUUUGAAUUAAUAAGCAUCUUUUAUUGA
Messenger RNA from Paramecium pentaurelia, 438 nucleotides. The record is from the annotation of a GenBank genome assembly. NCBI's taxonomy places the organism in Eukaryota, Ciliophora, Oligohymenophorea, Peniculida, Parameciidae.